AUGCUCUUUCUCCUGCCUUUGAAUUCCCCAUCACACCAAAGCCCAAUCCUGGACAACCAUGGUGUGAGAUUCGAGGCAAGGUCAACGGAAACACGUUUCUGCAUUAUGCCUGUGGGAACAAGAAGGUCGAAGUCUUUGGUCCUCUGGGGAGGAAUGUGAAUGACAUAGUGUUUUGGGAGAGACAGACCGAAACUCUGAAAGACCUGGCAGAAGAGCUCAAGAAGAAACUACUUGACUGGAAAGCAGCGGAUUUUACACCCAGUGAUUCUCUCUCCCUGCAGGGCAGGAUGGUGUGUGUGCGUGGGGACAAUGGACGCACCAGCGGAUCCUGGGAGUUUCACAUCAAUGAACAGAUAUCCUACUUCUUUAACUCAGAGAGUGGAAAUUGGACACUUCGUCCUAGAGGCCGACAGAUAAAGGCCUCAUGGGAGAGUGACAGAGAUUUGACCAAUACCCUCAUGAAGAUCUCAGUUGGAGACUGUAACAAGUGGCUUGAGCGAAUAUUGGUGCACUGGGAUGAACUGUGGGAGACAACAGCCCCGCCAGGCUCGCAGCAAGUCACGGCCCAGUCCGGGGCCACGGCCCUCAGACCCAUCACCUGGAUCCUCCCUGUGAUUCUCAGCUGCUUAAUCAUAAUUGGCAUCCAAGGUAGAGUCUUUUAGAGUGACAGGUACUGAGAGCAGAUGGAGCGGGAAGGGAGGGACAAAUGGCCUGGUGUGAGGACAGGGACAGGUGACUCCCCCGCCCGACCCUGCCCACUCACUGAACCUUGUCAUCACAGAAGUGAGACGAGGUGAUGAGUUCCCCUGUCAGUUGUUAGCAGUAACGUGGACAAGCUCAGCCCUGAGUUGUCCUAAGGCCUCACUGUUAAGGCCGCUGGGAAAGGGGAGGGGCCCCCCAAUGCAUAAGGCCUGUUGACGCUAAGGAGAUCUAGCAAGGUCAGGCCUGACGCAGACCUGAUUCUAGGUUGAAGAGAGUCAAUUUGGCCCAGUGCGGGUGGUGUGCGGGGAGAGGGACACACAGCUUGGGCAGUACUCACAUUGGAGCACGAGAGGCGUGGUGGCUCCACGUGAUGUCUCAGGGGGGGCGACUCCAUCCAGGGGCCUACGAGGAGAGGCACCAGUGUCUGUUCCGGGGGAGGGAGUGGGAAGGCCGGGCAGAGGCAACUCCAAAGCCUGCAGUUGAGUGCUGUGUUCCCCCAGACAGUGGCUUGGGUCUUAGCAUGUGAGGCAGAAAGUGAACAGUAGAGACUGUGCAUGGCAAGAUGUAGAAGCGUGGGAAAUCCGGCUCAGGCUGCUGCAGGCACUGGCAGCUCGCUUCCUGCAGACCUCAGAUCCGGAGCCACUGAGCACCCCUGCUUGGAGCAGAGCUGACCCGGGAGACGGGGGGACAGAGCUGGCCCGGGAGAUGGGGGAGCAGAGCUGACCCGGGAG
Molecule: messenger RNA, 1433 nt
Organism: Panthera uncia (snow leopard)
Lineage: Eukaryota; Metazoa; Chordata; Mammalia; Carnivora; Felidae
Product: UL16-binding protein 1-like
Exons: 3
Biological process (GO): antigen processing and presentation of endogenous peptide antigen via MHC class I via ER pathway, TAP-independent; immune response; antigen processing and presentation of endogenous peptide antigen via MHC class Ib
Cellular component (GO): external side of plasma membrane
Source: RefSeq, a predicted model, not a curated record